AUGACCGAAACCACCGACCUCCACAGGGUACUCAUCCAGACCUUCCUCGCUCGCCGCUUCAUAAAGGAAAAGACCCUCGUGGAGCUAUACAAGCGCGCCAUAGCAGCUGUCAGGGAAGAUGACCCGAGGUUCAAGGGGCCUUACGCUCUGAAUGCACCGGGCGUAGCGGAGAUGGCAAUGGACCUUUCGGACAUGCUGCAUGUCGCUAGUAUGGAGAUUGCACAAGCACGAGAUCAACGCACCGGUGACACCUCUUACAUCCUGCGCAAUAUCGACGCUACAGAAGUGGCCAAACUCGCUACCGACUUGAAUCAGCAGGAAGUCGAUUUCUACCGUAAACUCGUCGAGGCCAUCAUGAUCUCCUACCCUGCCAACUCGCUCGCCAACGGUCAGGCUCGGUCGCUUGUGAAGGAUCUGGAAGGGACGACAAAACCACCGCAGUCGUGGGCUGCAAAGUUGUUGGAGAGUUUGGUAUCCAGGGGGUGGAUCAGUCGGUCCAAGCGAGGGAGGUACUCUCUGAGCAUGCGAGCGAUCGUCGAGCUGGAAACAUACCUCAAAUCAGAGUUCCCAGACUACGUUCACAGCUGUCUCCGCUGUAAACGUCUCGUAUUCGAAGGAGUUGCUUGUUCGAAAGAAGAGUGCUCUGCACACUAUCACGCAUACUGCUACGCCGCCCUCAAUGCCAUGCCCAACCCCAAAUGCCAACAUGCCCCUUGCUCUGCGUCUUUCCGCCAAUACCCGCCGAAACCUAUCGGCGAACAAGGCGUCUCGACUAUGGAGGAUUCAUUCAGUGGUGGUGUGAAGAAAAGGAAGAGAGGAAGGCAGACGCAGGGAGAUGAUGAAGCUGAGGAGGGUGAGGAUGAGGCGGAGGCGGAGAGCGAGGAGGAAGAAGAUAGUCAAACGCAGGAUAGGAAGCCGGGGAGGGAUUACGUCCCUGGCACUCAAUACGAAGACGACACUCAACCAAGCUCCUCCCGCCGUCGUUGA
Molecule: messenger RNA, 987 nt
Organism: Cryptococcus amylolentus CBS 6039
Lineage: Eukaryota; Fungi; Basidiomycota; Tremellomycetes; Tremellales; Cryptococcaceae
Exons: 6
Coding region: 1-987 (328 amino acids)
Biological process (GO): double-strand break repair via homologous recombination; DNA damage tolerance
Cellular component (GO): Smc5-Smc6 complex; nucleus
Molecular function (GO): ubiquitin-protein transferase activity
Source: RefSeq, a predicted model, not a curated record